Molecule: messenger RNA, 2579 nt
Organism: Saccostrea cuccullata (small rock oyster)
Lineage: Eukaryota; Metazoa; Mollusca; Bivalvia; Ostreida; Ostreidae
Product: cAMP-dependent protein kinase catalytic subunit PRKX-like
Exons: 8
Coding region: 242-1270 (342 amino acids)
Biological process (GO): peptidyl-serine phosphorylation; signal transduction
Cellular component (GO): cytosol; cAMP-dependent protein kinase complex
Molecular function (GO): cAMP-dependent protein kinase activity; ATP binding
Source: RefSeq, a predicted model, not a curated record
UUACGUGUGUGUUGGUGUUCGGACUGGGUGCUGUUUUCGUAAAAGAGAUCGAAUGACUGAGAUUAUGGAAUUAUCGCUGGGUUGUCCAUUACAGUCAAUCGUGUUAAAGAAUUCUUUAUGAAGUGUAAAAUUUGACUAGCUUUUGAUCUCUAAUGGAAAAAGCAAAGUUUGAUUUUGACUGGACUUGGAUACAUAUAUUUUAGGAAUUGUCAACUUCAGAACAGGAUUUAUUGUGAGAGAAAUGGCGUCUGCUAAAGUUUCAAAAGUACGCCUCAGGUCCUCUGCUUCUAAAAAGGAUGUGACUGAUGGGGACAAACCUACCCCUAAUAUUAACAAUUACGAUCUACUCAGUACCGUGGGAACCGGUACGUUUGGUCGUGUAGUCCUAUGUCGAAAUAAAGAAACCAAAGAAUACUGUGCCUUGAAAGUCCUUCAGAUCUCACUGGUGAUUCGCCUGAAGCAGAUAGAACAUGUCAAGAAUGAGAAAGAGAUUCUGGCAGCAGUGUCUUGUCCCUUCAUUGUUAAUAUGCAAUGGGCGUAUCAUGAUGACAGAUUUCUAUACAUGUUACUGGAAUAUGUACCAGGAGGAGAACUUUUUUCAUAUCUAAGAAACCAUGGCAGGUUUACAAACAGUAUGGCAAACUUUUAUUCAUGUGAAAUUGUGUCAGCCUUAGACUAUCUACAUAGCAAACAUAUAGUGUAUAGGGACUUAAAGCCAGAAAAUCUGCUUCUAGACCGCAGUGGACAUAUCAAAAUUACUGACUUUGGAUUCGCCAAGAAACUGGAAGACAGGACUUGGACCUUGUGUGGUACCCCUGAGUAUCUGGCUCCAGAAAUUAUCCAGAGUAAAGGACACAACAAGGCAGUGGACUGGUGGUCCCUGGGUAUCCUCAUCUAUGAAAUGUUGGUGGGCUACCCUCCUUGGUUUGACGACAAUGCCUUUAGAAUAUAUGAAAAAAUCAUUGAAGGACGCUUGGAGUGGCCAAAGCAUUUAGACCCAGUGGCUAAGGAUCUGAUAAAGAAAUUAUUGGUGCAGGACAGAACUAGGAGACUGGGGAAUAUGAAGAAUGGUACAGAGGAUGUGAAGAAGCACAAAUGGUUUAAGGGUGUCAUCUGGGAGGAUGUAGCUCUACUGAAAUUAAAUCCCCCUAUCGUUCCUAAAGUCAGCCAUGCGGGGGACACCCACAAUUUUGAGGAGUACCCAGAGGACGGAUGGAAGGAUGCACCCCCUGUUUCAUCAGCUGAUCUAGAGAACUUUGCCGACUUCUAAUUAUACCGUCGCUUAUUUCUGACUCAAAGGAUUCCUUUCAAGUUAAAAUGCCAGGGAUAAAAAGUCAUGUAACUUUGUUUAAAGUCCAUGUCAGCAGCGCAUAUGUUGAGUGGUGCCUCCAAAGUGAAAUAUUCUUUUAGAAAGGAGGGAAAAAAUUGAUGUAUUGAAGUUGUGAGCCUCCACAUGUAGAAGAGGAAAGUAAAAGUAUACUUGUAGAAGUAGUAUAAUGAGAUUAUGCACAGGGAAAGUUAAAACUGAAAAAGGAUAUUGCUGGACAUAAUAUAUUAUGUGUGUGUUAAGGUUUUAUAAUUGUGUGUUAAUAGAUGUAUUAUAAAUGUUACUGGUUGAUGAAAAGUAGCUCAAGAGUUUGAGAUAAUGUACAUUUAUAGCUUUAAUAUAAGAAUUUUUUUGUUGUAUACUUCUGCAAUUUCUGAAAAUAUAUUUUUGCCCCAAAGAUUAAUUUUAAGAGUUAUAAAUACACAUUUAAAUAGAGAUAAAUACCACAGGCUUCUCAUCAGUGUGUUUUCAAUUUAAACUAAGAAAAUUAAAUUCUACUUCUAAUGAGUUAAUUUAAUAAAGCAAAAAAGAAUGAAGUAUUUUGAUAAAGACACUUACUGAUUCUUAAAUAUGCUCUUUUAAAACAAAAUGAGUGUACCCUAAUAUACAUUUUCAUUUGUUUUUAUGAAAUUUUUAAACAAAGACUGGGGCAAGAAUUUGGCCUUACAUGUGCAUUUCUAAUUCUUAUACAUUUACUGGUACAUAUAGUUGUAAGUAUAGAUUUACUUAGAAUUUUUACCUAGUAGGUCUUAAAAGAAUGUGCCAAAUUCGAGGAAUAUUUUACAACCCCCCAGGAAAAUGAAAUUCAUCUGUGUGAAGAUUUUCUCACAACAUGUUUACAUGUUGAAAUACAGUGUUUGUGGAUUACCCUUAACUCUUUUAAACCCUGAAACAUAGGCUUAUCAGUGGAAUAGUUUCUGACUUUUAUUUUAUCUUUUGAAAAAAGAAAAUCCUAGCCAGGUCUUUUCAUAAGAAUUUUCAUGAUUUGAACUUUUGAAAAAUAAGAUAUUUUAUUGUCAGAGAAGUAUAAAUAGGAUACAUUUAAAUAUAUAUAUUUAAAAUUAUAAAGUUAUGUGCAUUUUGUUUCUAUUUAUUCUGAGCUGUUUAUGUAGUAAAAUCCAUAAAUUAUUCUCUGCAAUGCUUCAUAAUUUUUCAUUUACAUCUUUAAAAACAGAACAAAUUGUGUUUUCUUGUCAUGAUUUGAAAGUUUUUUAAAAUUAUUAUUUAUUUAUCAAAAUUAUUUCGCUAAGAA